CCGCCAUCUUGGCGGGGCGUAGAGAGCGGGAGCGGCUGGACGCGAACGUCUUGAGAAGGCGGCUCUCUUGUUGGCCAGCACUUGAGAGCCUUAUCUCCCCCUCACGGCACCUGCCAUGGGGGAUGUGAAAAAUUUCUUGUAUGCCUGGUGUGGAAAGCGGAAAGUGACCCCAGCUUAUGAAAUCCGCGCUGUGGGUAACAAGAACCGGCAGAAGUUCACAUGUGAGGUUCGAGUGACAGGCUUCAACUAUAUUGGCAUGGGCAACUCUACCAACAAGAAGGAUGCCCAGACCAAUGCCGCGAGAGACUUCCUUAACUAUCUUGUUCGAGUGAAUGAAAUCAAGAGUGAAGAAAUUCCAGCUUUUGGAGCAGGAGCUGUGGGUGCACCUGGUGGAGGUGUGACUGGGGCAGAAGAUGGUACAGAUGGAUUGGAUGCUCCUUUUGGAGGGCCUCUUCCACCUCAUCUGGCUCUUAAAUCAGAAGAGGUAGAUGAUGCUGUUCCUCCAGGGAUUGGAAGCUCCGGCUAUGGUGGAGCUCAGUGGGACCGUGGAGCUAAUCUUAAAGAUUACUAUUCCAGGAAGGAGGAGCAGGAGGCCCAGGCAACCUUGGAGUCAGAAGAAGUAGAUUUAAAUGCUGGCCUUCAUGGAAACUGGACCUUGGAAAAUGCCAAGGCACGCUUGAACCAGUUUUUCCAAAAGGAGAAGAUCCAAGGAGAAUAUAAAUAUACUCAAGUGGGACCUGAUCAUAACAGGAGUUUUAUUGCAGAAAUGACCAUUUAUGUUAAGCAGCUGGCCAGAAGAAUCUUUGCUCGUGAACACGGGUCAAAUAAAAAGCUGGCUGCACAAUCUUGUGCUCUGUCUCUGGUCAGGCAGCUCUAUCACCUGAAUGUCAUUGAGGCUUACUCUGGGCAAACCAAGAAAAAGGAAGGGGAAUCGGUGGAGCCUUAUGAAGUCACUGUCUCCACUGAUUUGGAAAGUCGAUUGCAGAAAAUUGUAGAAGAGAUGAGUCUUCAAACUGUUCCACCUCCUGAAGAUCCCAGCCUCCCCGCUGUGCUCAACAUUGGAAAGCUGGCUCACUUUGAGCCAUCCCAGAAGCAGAACCAAAUGGGGGUUGUGCCAUGGUCGCCCCCUCAGUCCAACUGGAAUCCGUGGACCAGCUGCAAUAUUGAUGAGGGUCCUCUAGCAUACGCCACGCCAGAGCAGAUAAGCAUGGACCUAAAAAGCAACCUCAUGUAUCAGCUGGAAAAUGACCAAGAGCUGCAGAAAAUUCUUCAAGAGAGGGACACCUUGCCUGUGAAGAAGUUUGAGCAAGAGAUUCUAGAAGCCAUCCAUCAGAACUCUGUUGUCAUCAUCCGUGGGGCCACAGGUUGUGGUAAAACCACACAGGUUCCACAGUACAUCCUGGACGAAUACAUCCACAGUGGAAGAGCGGCUGAAUGUAGCAUAGUGGUGACUCAGCCCAGGAGGAUCAGUGCUGUUUCUGUGGCUGAACGAGUCUCCUACGAGAGAGGAGAAGAACCUGGGAGUAGCUGUGGCUACAGCGUCCGCUUUGAAUCUGUGCUUCCCCGUCCCCAUGCCAGUGUGAUGUUCUGCACUGUAGGAGUCCUCCUGAGAAAGCUGGAAGCUGGUAUCCGAGGCAUCAGUCAUGUUAUUGUGGAUGAAAUCCAUGAGAGAGAUAUUAAUACGGAUUUCCUGUUGGUGGUUCUGCGAGAUGUAGUCCAGGCCUACCCGGAAGUCAGAAUCAUCCUUAUGUCUGCCACCAUUGAUACCAGCAUGUUCUGUGAAUACUUCUUCAAUUGCCCCAUCAUCGAAGUCUAUGGCAGAACCUUCCCAGUUCAGGAGUAUUUUCUGGAAGACUGCAUUCAGAUGACUAAAUUCAUUCCUCCACCAAAGGACAAGAAGAAGAAAGAUAAGGAUGAAGAAGGUGGAGAUGAUGAUGAUGCCAAUUGCAACCUUAUCUGUGGUGAUGAAUAUGGCCCAGAAACAAAACACCGGAUGGCCCAGUUGAAUGAGAAGGAAACCCCCUUUGAGCUCAUAGAGGCCUUGUUGAAGUACAUUGAGACUCUGAAUGUACCAGGAGCUGUCCUUGUCUUUUUGCCUGGCUGGAAUCUGAUCUACACCAUGCAGAAAUACCUGGAAAUGAAUUCACACUUCGGAACCCAGCGGUACAGAAUUCUUCCUCUGCAUUCCCAGAUUCCCAGAGAGGAACAGCGCAAAGUAUUUGACCCAGUGCCUCCUGGCAUGACCAAGGUAAUUUUAUCCACCAAUAUUGCUGAGACCAGUAUUACCAUCAAUGAUGUUGUCUACGUGAUUGAUUCUUGCAAACAAAAGGUGAAAUUGUUUACUGCGCACAACAACAUGACCAACUAUGCUACUGUGUGGGCCUCCAAAACGAACUUGGAGCAGCGAAAAGGACGAGCUGGUCGUGUCCGCCCUGGAUUCUGUUUCCAUCUCUGCAGCAGAGCUCGCUUUGAGAGGCUUGAGACGCAUAUGACCCCUGAGAUGUUUCGAACCCCCCUACAUGAAAUCGCUUUGAGCAUCAAACUGCUACGAUUGGGAGGGAUUGGACAGUUCCUGGCCAAAGCGAUCGAGCCGCCCCCUUUGGAUGCUGUGAUCGAGGCGGAGCACACACUCAGAGAGCUCGAUGCGCUGGACUCCAAUGAUGAACUGACACCUCUCGGGCGAAUCUUAGCGAGGCUUCCCAUUGAACCUCGCCUUGGAAAGAUGAUGAUAAUGGGAUGUAUUUUCUAUGUGGGAGAUGCUGUAUGUACCAUCUCUGCAGCCACCUGUUUUCCUGAGCCGUUCAUCAGUGAGGGAAAGAGGCUGGGUUAUGUCCACCGGAAUUUUGCUGGAAACCGAUUUUCUGAUCAUGUGGCCCUACUCUCAGUGUUCCAGGCCUGGGAUCACGCCAGAAUGGGUGGAGAAAAUGCAGAAAUACGUUUCUGUGAGCACAAGAGACUCAACAUGGCAACACUCAGAAUGACCUGGGAAGCCAAAGUGCAAUUGAAAGAUAUUCUUGUAAACUCUGGAUUCCCAGAAGAGUGUUUGAUGACGCAAGUAUUUAAUAACAUGGGACCAGAUAACAGUCUGGAUGUUGUUAUUUCUCUCCUGGCCUUUGGCUUAUAUCCCAAUGUCUGCUUUCACAAGGAGAAGAGGAAGAUUCUAACCACUGAGGGGCGCAAUGCCCUCAUUCAUAAAUCAUCUGUUAACUGCCCAUUCAGCAGUCAGGACAUGAAAUACCCUUCUCCAUUCUUUGUGUUCGGAGAAAAGAUCCGGACACGAGCCAUCUCUGCCAAAGCAAUGACUUUAGUGAGCCCUUUGCAGCUGCUUCUCUUUGGCUCAAAGAAAGUUGUAUCUGAUGGAGAGAUUAUUAUGUUGGAUGACUGGAUCAAACUACGGAUGCCUCAUAAGGUAGCUUCCUGUAUCACUGCCUUGCGUGCAGCAAUGGAAGCCCUUGUGGUAGAAGUAACUAAAAAUCCAGAUAUCAUCAGUGACAUAGACCCUCUGAACAAACAGAUGCUGGAUGUAAUUUGUGAGCUCUCCAAGCCAUUGGCUGCUGGCAUCAGCCUCACAACAGGAAACAUGAGAUUUGGAGAUGGACCUCGUCCACCCAAAAUGGCUCGCUACGACAAUGGAGGUGGCUACAGAGGAAGAGGUAGUGGAUACAGGGGUGGAUAUGGAAGUGGAUACAGAGGUGGAUACAGAAGUGGGUAUGGAGGAGGGUAUAAUUCUUAUCGUGGCAGCUUUGGAGGAAGGGGAUACUCAGGUGCUCCAGGAGGUGGUGGUUUUCGAGGUGCUGGAGGUUUUCGAGGUUCAGGUGGAGGAUACCAAAGUGGAGGAAAUAGAGGGGGUGGGUUUACAGAGGAUGGGCGUGGUAGGGGUGGCUACUGAACAAACUCCUGUUACCAGAAUGAAAAGAUGCAUGAACUUGUUUUCCUCUGUACUUUUUUGUGAGCAUAUACUAUAGAAGUGUUCCUAAUCCUGGAGUUCUCAGUGGUUUGAAACAUUGAGUUCUGAUAUCUAUAUUGAAUUGAGAUCAAUAUACUAGUGUUCCAUGUUAAGUUCAUUUUGAUCCUAAUAAAACUUCAUUUUUUUAAAAAAAAGAGUAAUUAUGAACCAAGGCAAUGACAUCUUGAUAGUGAUCUAAAUUUCUAGGCUUUUCUUUUUUUAUACUUAUAAAACAUCAAACUGCCCCUUCCAGUGUUGUAAUUUGGAUGAAAUCUUCUGUCCUGGAUGCAAGUGCCCAAUAUUUAUUUCUUUUAAAAAAUAAUAAAUAAAAAUAAAAAUACAUAGAA
This is a messenger RNA of Varanus komodoensis (Komodo dragon), 4293 nucleotides long. It is a transcript of the gene DHX9, whose product is annotated as DExH-box helicase 9. Gene Ontology annotation, biological process: positive regulation of transcription by RNA polymerase II; regulation of mRNA processing. Gene Ontology annotation, cellular component: nucleolus; intracellular anatomical structure; ribonucleoprotein complex. The record is from RefSeq and is a predicted model, not a curated record. Gene Ontology annotation, molecular function: 3'-5' DNA helicase activity; double-stranded RNA binding; 3'-5' DNA/RNA helicase activity. Lineage: Eukaryota; Metazoa; Chordata; Lepidosauria; Squamata; Varanidae.